Molecule: messenger RNA, 2234 nt
Organism: Coniophora puteana RWD-64-598 SS2
Lineage: Eukaryota; Fungi; Basidiomycota; Agaricomycetes; Boletales; Coniophoraceae
Product: alpha beta-hydrolase
Exons: 6
Coding region: 1-1755 (584 amino acids)
Molecular function (GO): triacylglycerol lipase activity
Source: RefSeq, a predicted model, not a curated record
AUGAGCAGACGCACAAACUAUCCGAUCGUCCGCUGGGCUGUCUCCCGCCCCGACCAUUCCAACAACUCCUCAAACACAAACUCGCCUCGACAUUCCCAAUUCCCCUCCCUCGACUCCGACCACGACCCACCGCCCUCAUCCGCUCCACCGUCCCCGAACCAGCACCUCCUCGACGACGCCCUCACCGACACCAUCCUCCCCGCUCUCCCGCCCCAGGCACGAAUCUCAGACAACACCAUGCACUCCGCACGCCCUCUCUCCCGCCCACCAAACCUCCUCACAAACCUCGCCCGCGCAACUCUCCCUACCGCCUCCCUCUCCCCCCCACCCCACUCCACCUCCAUCCGCCCCGCCACCUCCUCAUCCUCUCUCCGCGGAUACGCAAGCGCAGACACAAGCCCCACCUCCCGAUCCACCGCCCUGCCCCCCGUCCACGUCCACACCCAGCCCCCGACGCGCUCCUCCAUCGACACCCUCCGCUCCGUCCGCGAUCGCCCCGCGAGCUUCCACUCCGCAGCUGGUCCCGCCGCCGGAACCUCGUUCAGCUGGUCAUGGUGGAACGACAACGUCGCGCCUCUCCUCGCAGACGAGGACCGUGCAGAGGCAGCCCAGGACACCCUUUCCAAGAAAUACCGUGCUCCAAAGAACCCAGUCGUGUUCUGCCACGGUCUCAUGGGCUUCGACUCCGUCACCAUCGGCCCGUCCAUCGCCCCUAUCGAGGUCACCCACUGGCGCGGCAUCAAGGAAGCACUCGAGGAGAACGGCGUCGAAGUCUAUAUGGCACGCGUCCCUGCGACGUCGUCUCCCGUCGAACGCGCCAAAGUUCUCGAAAAGGCCGUAUCAAAGGUCUUUCCCGGCCGAGCCGUCCAUCUCAUCGGUCAUAGCAUGGGUGGGCUCGACUGCCGAUACCUCACCACGCACCUCACCCAGCGCAGCUUCUCCGUCCUCUCCGUCACGACGAUCGCCACGCCGCACCGCGGCUCGUCCUUCGCGGACCACUUCCUCGCCACCAUCGGUAUGCACCGUCUCCCGUCCUUCCUCGCGCUCAUCGACUGGCUCCCCAACGGCAUCGGCGGCGGCGACGGCGCCGCGUUCAAGUGCCUCACCGUGGCUGCGAUGGCCAAGUUUAACGAGGAGACGCCGGACGUCGAGGGUGUGCGGUAUUUUAGCUGGGGGGCGGUGUAUGACCCUGGUCUCAUCGAUACGUGGAAAUGGUCGCAUAGCGUUAUUCUCGAGAAGGAAGGGCCAAACGACGGACUCGUCUCCGUCGAGUCGGCGAAAUGGGGGACGUACCUCGGCACACUGCAACACGUCAACCACCUCGACCUCGUCGGGUGGAUCAACGCCGCACGGUACAAGUGGGCCGAGAUGCGCGGCAAGGAGAUCCAGUUCCGGCCCGCGACGUUUUACCUCGGCAUCGUCGACUAUCUCGCGUGGGAGGUCGAGCGCCAGGGGCGCAGCGACGACGCUGUACCAGCUAAUUCCGACGCUGAUGCCGCCGAUGGUGAUGGUGUAGUAGGCCCGGUGGACGGUGCGGGCGAUCCGAUCGGGCGGAGCGACUCGGACACGAGCGAUGCGGUAAGGACGCGCAUGGAGGAGAGUCUCGAGGGUGUGCCGCACUCGUCGUCGCCGGCGGCGGAACCGCAGGAGGCGUCGCGCGAGCCAACGCCGGAGUCGGCGCAGACGGUCAAGGGUGCUCGACCGCCUGUGCGGACUUCUCCGCUCUCGCCGCCUGUUCAGCCGCCGUCUUCAUGAUACAUGCCUGAGCGAGCGCGUCGGUUAAAUCGUUUGGCAGCGUCUACAAACCGCAGGGUGCUAUCCGAUCGAUCGAUGUCAGACCGGACGCGCGUCCGGAUGCGACGUCAUGCAUCGUGCUUCGUUCGCGCCGGCACGAGCUGUCAAGGAUCUGUUGUCCUGCUUCGGAGUCAUUUCCAUUUUCACGAUCACGAUCACGAUCAAGCACAGGAACCAUGAAUGAGUCCACGCACGCACGGACACGACAUUAUAUCCAUCCUCAUUAUUCAUCGUACACUGCAACUGCAACUGCAAUUAUUAGCUAUCUCUCAGAAGCCACGGGCAUCAUGGUCACCGGUAUGCAACAAACAUUAUAUCAUUAUCAAUCUUACAGUAAUAACGGCCCGCUCGAACUCGAGCUCGCCCUACUGCGAUACCUUACUUAUACCCUUGCGUCAAUGCUAGACUUAAUCCAACCUGAUUUCGAAGUGAAUUACUAC